Molecule: messenger RNA, 1440 nt
Organism: Paraphaeosphaeria sporulosa
Lineage: Eukaryota; Fungi; Ascomycota; Dothideomycetes; Pleosporales; Didymosphaeriaceae
Product: amine oxidase, flavin-containing superfamily
Exons: 1
Coding region: 1-1440 (479 amino acids)
Molecular function (GO): oxidoreductase activity
Source: RefSeq, a predicted model, not a curated record
AUGCAUUCGCGGACGUUACUUCUAUUAUCAUGGGCGGUAUUCACUCUCGCCGCAUUACCGUCGACCACUGACUUCGACCACUUGGACCCUAAGGACAUAAUCGAGCGAGAUGUAGCUAUCAUUGGUGGUGGCUCAGCAGGAACAUAUGCUUCCAUCAGCCUCAAGGACAAAGGUAAGUCUGUCAUCGUGAUCGAGAAGAAGAACCGCAUCGGGGGCCAUACGGAAACAUACAUCGAUCCCGCGACCGGAAAACCGAUAGAUAUGGGUGUGGUGAUAUUCCACAACCUCACCAUUGUCCGGAACUACUUUGCGCGGUUCGAUGUUCCCCUCAUCACGGCGGGCUCGGACUUGGGAUCAAGCUCUGACUCCGUCUCUGCAAACUACGAUCUACGGACGGGCGAAGAAGUCAAGAUCAUGACUCCAAGCCAGGCGAAUAUAUCUGCUGCAUUCGCCACAUAUGCUCAAUUCCUGGAGAAAUACCCCCGCUUGAACGACGGCAUGUUCCUUCCCCACCCUUUGCCCAACGAGCUUGUUAUGCCAUUCGGCCAGUUCGCAAAGCAGUACGGAAUUGAAGACGCCGUCGCUACGAUGUUCAUCUAUAACGCUGGUCUCGGCGACAUCCUCACCGUCCCUGCUAUCGAGAAUAUACGAGUAUGGGGAAAAAGCCUCGUGCAGCAGCUCUCGGGCGGCUUCCUCACUACCGCCCACCAUAAUAACAGCGAACUCUAUUCCAAAGCCCAAGCCGAGCUCCUUUCCGCACGCAGCCUCCUCCUGUCCUCGGAAGUCACUUACUCCUUUCGCCGCGCCUCCGGCAUAACCCUCAUCGUACAAACCCCCGAAGGCCGCAAACUCGUCAAAGCAAAAAAACUGCUCAUCACCAUCCCGCCCAGCCCCGAUCUCCUCCAAGCCUUCGACCUCUCCCGCCGCGAGCGCAGCACAUUUAGCAAAUUCAUAAACACCGGCUACUACACCAGCAUCCUGCGCAGCACCGGCCUCCCGGACAACCUCAGCAUCACCAACGCCCGUCUCGACACCGCGUACAAUCUUCCCACCCUCCCGGGCCUCUACAGCAUCGGCCGCACCGCCGUCCCCGGCCUUAAAAUUGCAUAUUACGCGACCCCACGCUCGACCUCGACGUUUCCGCUGUCCGACGCCGACGUGAAGGCGAACAUCAUCGCCGCGUUCAAGAAGCUGCAGCGGGCAAACCCAGACAAAUUCAAGAAUGAAGAGCCGCGCUUCGUGGCGUAUAGCUCGCACUCGCCGUUCUACCUACAAGCACGACCGGAAGACAUCAAGAGAGGGUUUUAUGAGACGUUGUAUGGACUUCAAGGGGAGAGGAAUACGUAUUGGACGGGUGCGGCAUGGAGGGCACAUGAUAGCAGUGAUAUCUGGCGGUAUACAGAAGAGGAGGUGCUGCCGGGGUUGAUCGAGGGGCUGUAA